CGUUUUCCCAGAAUGCACUCGGUGGACUUACUGUCGCCAUGUUUCUGUACUUUGAGUAAACAGGUUUUCAAGAUCUUGGGAAUUACAACAUUGAGAUUAAUUUAGAUGCAUCCUGUAAUUGUAUUAACUGUGCAUCACUGAAGACGUUUUGUUAUGGCGGCACAUGGUGAAGAUGAUGACUUCGACGAAUUUGAAAAACCAGGUGCAGAGAGAUCUAGACGGAGAAGAGGUGAAGAUGAUGAUCUUGACAGUGAUCUCGAGGAGGACUUGCUGGAGGAAGACUGGACAACCAAGAAGAAUGCAUCAGAGCUCUCAGACGAGGAGCUGGACGAUAACCUCCUGCAGAGCGAUGACGAGGAUGCCAAUGUCAGUGGGAACGGUGCCUCGGUUAGCCUGAACGCCACUGCAGGCCUCGGUUCCACGUUCGGCGGGGACGAGACGGGUGACCUGGAAGGGAACGAGGAGAGUGGCUAUGGGGAGCAGCAGUACGGUGGAGACUAUGGAGGGAACGAGUAUUCUGGUGACCAGGCCACCGCUGCAGAUGGGGCAUACCUGGACGAGGUGCUGGACCUGCAGAUAGACGAACCCCUGGAUGACGAGUUUCAGGUGGAAGAGUUCCCGUCAGGCUACACCAGUCAGAGCACGGCCAAUGAGCAGGGGCAGAACCAGGAAGAAGAGCCCAUGCAGGAACAGGAAGCAGAAUCUGAACAGACCCAGGAAGAGGCGGAGCCAGAACAGGAACAAGACCGAGAUGACUCCCAGGCCGUUGAUGCCGAAGAGCCUGAGAACGAGGCCGAGCCUGAGGAAGAGGAGGAUUUGAAGGAGGAGUCUGAUGAAGAUGAGGAUGACGAUGAAGAGUCGGGCCGUCUCCGCUUCAAGAGCGAACGCAAGGACACCACAGUCAUACGGCUCUCCGACGCAGCGCGGAAGAGAAGGAACAUUCCAGAAACGUUAGAGUUGUCCGAAGAGGCCAAGGCCAACCUGCGUGAGAUGGAGGAGCGGGAGCGCCAGAGGCGGUCGGGAUUCCGGGGUCGUGGCAACCGAGGAGGAGGAGGAGGACCGGGCCUCAUGAGAGGAGGACCCAUGGGCAUGGGGAUGGGCAUGGGGAUGGGGGGGCGAGGAGGACACAUGAUGGGGGGCAGAGGAGGCUUCCCCAACUUCAGGAUGGGCGGCGACUUCAGAGAUGGCGGUCGAGGGGGACACAUGAUGAACGACCAGAGGCCUCCACUCAUACACCUUGGCAUGCAGCAUCGCAUGUCCCUUCCCCAGCUCCUGAUGCAGCAGCAGCAGCAGCAGCGUCCGCCAGGUCCCAGAGGAGGCCCAGGAGGAGGAGGAGGAGGAGGCGGUGGAGGAGGUGGUGGAGGCUUCCUGGGUAUCGGGGAGCCGCUGGUUCAGCAGCCCCUGCAGCCCCUCCUGGCUCCCCACCUCUCCCAGCGCUCCUCUCCCCUGCGGCCCCCGCACAUGGACUCGCCCCAGCGGAUGCUGAGCCCGCCGGGGCCCCCCCACCUCCAGAACCUCCAGCAGCAUCCGAACCAGAAUCAGAACCAGCAUCAUCACCCACAGCAACCGCAUCCUCCCCAGCAACAGCAACAGCAGCAUCCUCCUCCACAGCAACAGAGCCAUCCGCAUCACCACAACCAGCCCCAGCAACCCCCACACCAUCAGCAGCAGCAGCAGCCCCCACCACCACAGCCCCCGCAGCCCAAGAACAUCCACAUCAACCCCCACUUCAGAGGGCCCUCCUCCUCACCAGCGCAAGUGCCCUUGGAGCCUCCGAACCAGCCCAGACCUCCAGGCCCCCAGAGAUUUCCAGGCCCGGCUGAUUUCCAGCAGCACCACUCGGGGAAUUUCGGGCAGCCCCCCCAGCGACCGCCCCAUCACCAGGACCAGUGGAGGGGACCACCACCCCCCCACCAGGACAGGGAGCCCUUCUUCAUCGGAGAGCCACGCUUCCCUGGCCCCGGCCCCCAGCACUUGUUUGACCAGCAGGGCCCCACACCGCUCAUGAACAGCAACAACAACGGCCCCCACCCCAUGCCAGGACAGGGGGGCCCCGGCCCACUCAACUUCCCCCAGGGACCCGGUCAGGGACCUGGGGGCGGCGGUGGUGGUGGAGGCCCUGGAUUUGGACCCAUGGGUGGGGGGCCUGGUCAAGGCCAGGGGCCCCUGGGUGGAUUGUUUAAUAGGGACCCACCACCCCGCGGAGGGAUGCCCCCCCAGCACGGGGGACCUCCAGGUGGGCCCCCGGGACCCAGGCCCUUCAUGGGGAACAGGCAGCCCUUCCCUCCCCAGCAAGGAGGAGGAGGAGGACCACCCUUCAACCCCUUCGUGCUGCAGGGUCUGAUGUCUCAGCCUCAGCUCCUGGACCCCUCCCUGUCCCACCAACCCCUCCACAACCAGCAGCAGCAGCAUCACCACAGACAGGACCAGGGCCCGCCCCACCACCAGAACCAGGGCCCCAUGGGGGACCCCAUGCCCCUCAUGCACCUGGGUCAGCAAGGAGGCUUCCGCCAGAACCAGCAGUCCCACCACCCCAACCAGAACCAGAGUCAGCAGCAUAACAUGCACGGGGGCCCUCGCCAGAUGCAGCACAAUCGCCCACAGAACCAACAGCAGAACAACCGAACGCGCAUGAACUCGCCGCAGUCUCUUGGCCAGCGGAACAGCAACCUGCGAGAACUGCCCAUCGCCCCCGGCAACUUCGGAAGCGGCAACAACAACAACAGCAGCAGUGGCAACAACAACAAUAACAGCGGUGGCCCCCAACACAUGCAGAGCCCCAGCAGAGGAGGACACCACCAGCAGCAGCAGCAGCAGAGGCCCAUGGGGGGCGGGGGCAGGGGCAUGCAGCAGGGACCAGGUAGCGGACCCCAGGGCCCCAACAGCCGAGGAGGAGGGGGACCAGGGGGCCGCGGGCAGGGGCCGGGCCGAGGAGGAGGCCAGGGGGUGGGAAGAGGAGGGGGAGGAGGACAGGGACAGCAGGGCAUGGGGAUGGGAAGAGGAGGACAGCUUGCCCCGGAGAGGACGGUGGUGGCAAAGCAGCAGGCAGAGACGCCCCCAGCACAGCCCCCGAAGGUGGACCCAGACGAGGAUGAGGAGACACGUCAGUACUGUCUGAAGCUGGAGGAGCAGAAGCGUCUGCGUGAGAAGAUCCUGAAGCAGAAGGAGGAGAGGCGGCAGAUGCAGGCCGGUAUGCGCAAGAGGGAACUGCUGCAACGCAUCAACGCAGAGAAACAACAGCAGAGCCAACAACAACAGAACCAACAGCAGACGCCCAGCCAACCCCCUCAGCAGCAUCCGCCCCAUCACCCACCCCAUCAGCAUCCGCAGCCGCAUCAGCACCAGCAGAAAGGUCCCGCGCCCCCCCAGUCUCCCACCAUGCAGACACCCCAGCCCAUCCCCGCCCUGACCUCCUCCAACGGCGGCCCGCAGAUCAACCCGGGCCUGGGCCUCGCCGGCGCCCGGCCCAACGUCAAGACCCGGCUGCAGAUGGCCAAGGCCCAGCACCACCCCCAGCCGCCUCCCCAGCUCCAGCACCCUCCCCCGCCCGGGCCGGCCCUCCUCAUACCCGGGCCCAACUCCAGCAGCCAGCAGCACCAGCAGGCCCAGUGGCAGCAGCAGCAGCAGCAAAGGAGAGGCAUGAACCCCCAGGCCCAGGGGCACAACCAGAACCAGGGACCCAUGGGCAACCCCAGCCCCAUGCAGGGUGCUCUGGCGGAGGGCCCGAGGCCGGGGGGCAAGAGGACGGUCAUGCAGCGGCAGCAGAGCAAUCCGGGCUCUCCUCAGCUGCCGACGAAGGUCCGGGUGGUCAAGCUCUGUGGAGGGGAGGCCGAGACCCCUGAUGGCCAGGUUCCAGCAGAGCAGCCCCAACCAAUCGGGCGGCUGCCCCCUCAGCCCCGCCAGCUGCCCAUCAGGAAGGUCACCAUGGCAACGGGAGCCGGGCAACAGCAGCAGCAUCCCCCGACGGGCAGGGGACACCCCAACAGAGUGGUGAUGCCUGGGCGCGGGGGCCGUGGUCGCGGUGUUCGUGGCGGGGGUCGUGGGAUGGCCACCAGGCAGGGGGGCGCCGUGACCCGAGGAGCAGCCCAGGAGGGGGCCAGUGCAGGAGGCCCGGGGGGCAGCACCGUCUCCAUAGACGGUCUCUCCACCUCCACCACAGAGAAGCAGCUCAGACACCUGCUGAUGUCCAUCGGACCCAUACAGAUGUUCCAGAUGAUGCCCCAGCAGAGGAAGGCCGUGGCCAAGUUCGCCAACCCACAACAUGCCCAGAGCUUCCAGAGCAGCUUCCACCGGCACAUGAUCGACCUGUCGCACAUCGACGUGUCCAUCAUUGACGGCUGACCUGGGAACAGCGGCUCACCCCCCCGAGUCCGGAGAAGACGAGACCAGAGGAGGAGACCUGAAAGCGGUUAUAGGAUGCGGAUGGAUGGAUGCCUGAUCAAGAGAACCAGAGAAGAACCUGAGCAUCACGGCGGCUUUGUUCUCAGCUGCAACAUGCAUCUCUCUUCAGGCUCUCUCUCCUCUGCAGGAAAGGGAUUUGGAAUGGCCUCCAACGAAACGAGCCUUUUUGUUAUUGUAAUGUAAGAGCUGCAUUGCUACGUCAAAGGUCUGUUCAAUCAACUUCAGCCAACACAGCCACCGCUCACAACAAACAUCCGACGAGGAACUGCAACGAAACGACGGGACGAGAGCCCUAAAAGAACACAUUUGGAUUCCAUUUCACCUCCUCCUCAUGUGAGCCCUCCUGUCUCAGUAGAAUGGACUCACUCACUCUCGGUUCUGGACUGACUGCUCCUUGUUCUAGACCCUUUGCAGCCACGUGUUUCCUUUACCAUUAGUGAGAUUUAACGAGACUUCAAGAAUUGCUUUUUUCCCCCACACCAUCGCCAACACCCAACAUCCCACACUUUCCAACAUGCACACAAACAGCCCCACUACCACAUCACAACACACCACACAACCACGCAAAACCACACAAUAAACACCACUUGGUAAUGGUUGUUCCCUGCUCCUACUAUUAAUACUAGAUGACCUUCAUUACAAUAAAUAACAAAGAAUAUUGCCAUCCCUCAACUGUUCCUUCCUACCUUAGAUGAGAUAAGUUUAAAACAAUAGGAAUACUGUUCCGAUGUCUUAUAUCUCCCUCCCACCAGCUAGAUAACUUUCGUUCAAAACAGCAAUACAUACAAUAUUGCCUUGCCUCAAAUGUCCCGCAUACUACAGAUACCCUUACAUAAAAUCAACACAAACAAUAUUUAUGUCUCCUAAUAGAAUUUUGUUCACCACUAGAUGUAUAGGUGCCUUCAGCACUUUGCACACAGCCCUAGAGAUGUCUGUCUCUCUAAGUGCAGUGCUAUUUUUUCACCUGUAGAGGGCGGUGUUUGUCCACUAAUCUCCUGUCCAUUGUCCACCUCAUGGGAUGCCAAUGGGGGAAAAAACUACAGGUUGCAUGUCUUUCUCCUCUUUUUCUGGGUAAACAGCGCCUCCUAGUGGAAGAUGUGAGCAUAGAAAUGUUUACUUCUGUGUCUUCUAUAUUCAACAGCCUUAUAUCCUAUAAAUAAGAACUUUUGAAAAAGGAUAUCUUUGUCUUUCAACAUAUGAAAACUAAUACAUAAUCUACAGAUUAUAGUCUGCAAAUUAAGUAUAAUUGGCUUUGUGUGCAUUGUGCCCACUGUUGAUUUCAAAAGUGAUAUUUGAGAAAUAGAACUGUUGGCCCAUUAUAUCCAUUAAAUUGUCAAUUUUGAUCACCCUCCACCUUUUCGGUCAGCAGCUCUCCUUGUGUUAAUUCUUUAGUGGAGUAAAGGUGAAAGCAAAGGGGGAAAAUUAAACAUUUGGCAUUUUAGGGGGGGGUUACAUGUUUUAUGAUGAAUUGUUUUUUAUAUCUAGGCAAAAGGCAGGGCAUCCUACUACAGAGCAGCUAAAGAGAGCAGGACACUAACUAGAGAUGUGUGUUUGCCAAAGAGAUCGGUGCUCCCUUUAUAACAAGCUGGUUUACAAAUUGGUAGGGUUUUAUUUUAUUAUUUUGUUUGUUUAUUUAUUUAUUUUAACGAAAAUCCCCUUUAAUUUGAUAGAUUUUGAAGUCUAAGGUAAUUUAAGUUCAUUCGGGGGCAGGAGAAUAGAGAUUAUUGAUUUGGCUUCCAGUUUUUCAGAGUGUAGGCAGUUGGUCUGCAGUUUGGCUGCUAUGGAGAUGAUGAUGUCAUAAUAGCUCUGUGGAUUAUUAUGGGUGGCAUGGAGAAGUUGCGCUGGGAGUAUGCACGUUCAGCACAUAAUGUCAGAUAGUAGUGUUUUGGUAUGAGGUUGUAAGGUGCGGAGAAGAUAGUGUUAUUUUUGGCAUGUUUGGAAGUCCUGGAUCCUUGAUGCUCUUGGUGACGGCUUUGUGCUUGGUUAUUGUACAGUUUCCAUUGGGACUUUCUCCCUUGCGGUUUUCUUUGUUUCUGAACGUUCACACUUCUAUUGUAAAUAUACACAACUCUCUUUGUGUACAGUAUAUUUCUAUGGAGAAAUUCCAUAUCCCUGUGGUAGCUGUUUUUUUCUCUAUUCGACCUCUUGAAUGCUUUUGGAAGUUUGGUUUGCGUGUAGUUGUGUCCGAGUACCCCACGUUUAUUUGAAUCAGUUAAAAACAAAUCAGUCAAAUCAAUCGUUGAAUUAAUACGCACACCUUUCACAUUCAUGUCCUCACUGAUCGAAGGAGAGAGCCACCUUGAUAUCCUGCGUUGUCUGACUUACGUUCACACAUACCACAGCAAUUAAGAAGAAAUCCAAAGAGUGUAUACAUGUAUAUGAUAUGGGUAUAAUGUAAGAACAACACGCCAUUCCCUUGAAAGGAAGAAGACCCUCUCCUUGCCCCCAACCCCCACCCCACCCCCCACCCUAAGGAGCAUGCUUUUCUUGAAACAAUGGGGACAACCAUUAUCUGUGUGGCAACGAUCAUGUACAUCCUGCUGACAAAAAAAACCCCAAGACCAUCACAUAUAAGGUGAUACUUUUUGUUUUUGAUCAUUUUUUCCUCAUAUUAUGUUUACAGCAGUGGUUCCAAAUGUUUUUUCUCCCUCUUUACUGAGUAAGGUAGGACUACCAAGACUUUUUUUCAGUUUGUGAUGCGAGGGCAUCGAACUACCUAAUAGUUCUAGUAAAGCAAAGAGGGUUUAUGUCAGUAACAUGAACGUUUUAGAAGAUGUAUUCCGUUUGUGUCAAGAGCAUUGAGGCCUUGGUUUCUUCAUGAGUUCCGACUUUCUCUUAAAUACUUUUAACAUAAAAAAAAUAAAAUAUGCUCAUGUAUAUGCCAUAUGAAUAUGGGUACGUGAAGCCAUUGAACCACUAUA
This is a messenger RNA of Engraulis encrasicolus (European anchovy), 7322 nucleotides long. RefSeq names its product RNA binding motif protein 33a (gene rbm33a). The transcript has 20 exons. Bases 154 to 4341 code for a protein of 1395 amino acids. Gene Ontology annotation, molecular function: RNA binding. Lineage: Eukaryota; Metazoa; Chordata; Actinopteri; Clupeiformes; Engraulidae. The record is from RefSeq and is a predicted model, not a curated record.